AUCAAAAUAUGGCCGGCUGUUACAACUCGGCCCCUCGUUCUUCAAAAACUUAAUUUAUAUGUACAAAUAUGAUGUUUCUUCUUAAAUUUGCCAAUGGCUAGUAUGGUCUUUAGUCCAGUAAUCGGCAACACUAUAGAAACUUAAAAAGAUGCAGUCCUCGGAUUUUUUCCCCGUGGUGAAAAGCCCGUUUAACUUACAAACCUUUCAGGUACAAUUAUAACUGAAAAUCUGACUGAUGACUGAAUUGUCAAUUCUAUGACAAAAAAUUAUAAAUACUACAAUUAAAUAAUAGUUAUAGGCAUCUCACUUUCACUAUCGACAAGUUCUGUUUGGGUAAAUGUGAAGAGAUAGCACCGCGUUUGCCGUGACCCGCGAAAUUAUAUUCUAAACCUAACCUGAACCCUUGUAAACUUAUCCCUAACCUGGGUUUUGACCCUGCCCUAUGGAAACCAGGGACAAAACAUGUAAAUGACAUCAGGGUGCUAUCUCUUCACAUUAGCCAUGUUGAGUAAUCAGACUAUUCUUUGUAUAAGUCUAUGAAUAUUAGUGAUCCUACAGUUACACCUAACACUAGUAGGGCCUACUUUGUUUGUUGGUGCAGUUUAAACUAAUUUUAAGUCUUGUCUUAAAAGUUACAAAUCUGGCUGUUCAGAUUGAUUGAAUAAUCAAUGGUUUGGACCACCGGCAUAUUAAGUGACCCUUAAAGCUUAAGUUGGCCCGAGCUUGUAUUAUUCCAUUAAUAAUUAGCAACCUAAGACCUAGACCUAGAAGUAGCUUAUAAUUAGUUUUUUAAACUUUAAUUAUUAUUGUUUUAGAGAAGGCUUCGUCACUUGCACAGCAUUGCGGUACGUAACAUGCACUGUCCAAGCAAUCAAGAUGUUGAUCUAAGUAAAUUGCAAGUCUAUUUUACAUUACACAAAGAUGAGAAGUCAAAAGGUAAAAUUAUACUAAAUUGAUACCAUUCUUUAUUCCUCCUUAUUUAGAUGUUUUAAUCUUUGAAUCAUGAAUGUUAUGAAUUUAUAAAUCAAUUAAUGCUUGUUACUGUUAAUAAUAAUAAUAUUUUUACUCCUUCCUAAUAUAAUAAUAAUAAUAAUAAGACGUCUUAUAUAGCGCGGUACCCCAGCCUAGGGCUGGGCUCACCGCGCUGUAAAUAAAAAAUUUAUCAAAAGAGACAUAAUCAUGACAUUAAAAUAAAAUACAUUUAUGAAAAAAAGAACAGCAAUGUAUAUUCACCCACCCCACCACAUAACUUUUACAAGACAAACCAUGGACGGCAGCCAGCAAGAUCAUUUAUCGGUCAGAGGAGGGGAAUCAGUCAGGGUAGUAUAAUUUAAAAAGAUAUGUUUUUAGUGCAGUUUUGAAGGCCUGGGUGGUUGGUAUAUUGCGUAUGUUUAGUGGCAAAGAAUUCCAUUGUUUGGGGGCGCAGAAAGAGAAAGAUAGUUCACCAUAUGUUUUAGUGUGUGUCUUGGGAACGGACAGAAUACGCGUGUCUGCAGAGGAGCGAAGCUGUCGAAGGGGUGAAUAGACAGAAAGAAGCUCGGUUAGAUAUGAAGGGCAGGAAUCCAAGAAAAAGUUGUGACAGAGAACAGACAACUUGUAGUCGAUGCGUGCCUGUAUAGGUAGCCAAUGAAGGGAAUGGAGUAGUGGAGUGACGUGAUCACCUUUUUUUGCCUUUUAAACUAGCCUAGCAGCUGAGUUUUGAACUUUCUGCAGUUUUUCUAUGCAGUGUUUUGGUGAACCUGAUAGAAGAGAGUUGCAAUAGUCAAGACGAGAGAGAACAAGAGCACAGACUAGAGUUUUGUAGCGCUAACUGUGAGGUAGUGGCGUAUGGAGCUGAUCUGACGGAUAGUGGUGUAUGCUGAACGACAAAUGUGAGAUAUGUGUUUAUCGAGAGACAUGUUAGAAAGACUAUAACCAAGAUUCCUAGCAGAGGGGGUAAACUGUACGUCAGAGUUUCCUACUUGAAAUGAGGUAGGAAGAGUUGAGGUAGAGGAUGAUGUGUUAUUGUGGAUGAGGAGUGCUUCCGUUUUGUCAUCAUUAAGCUUCAACUUGCUGAGUGUCAUCCAUGACUUGACAUCAUCAAUGCAUGACUUGACAUCAUCAAUGCACCCCCGCAAAGUCUGGACAGCGGAUCCAACAAGAGAAGGAUGGGUAUGCUUGUACAGCUGCGUGUCAUCUGCAAAUGACUGGCUCUCAACAGCAUGCCUCCCAAGCAAGAGGAGCAGUGGUCUGGUAUACAAUGUGAAUAGAAUCGGGCCUAAAACGGACCCCUGGGGUACUCCGUACACCAAAUCAGCACUGCCUGAGAGACAGCCAUCGACAGAGACCGCCUGCGUUCUAUCAGAGAGGUAGGACCUAAACCAAGCCAAAACUGAGCCAGAAAUUCCAAAGUAAUUUUCAAGGGUUUUGAAAAGGAUUACAUGGUCAACAGUGUCAAAGGCCGCACUGAGGUCUAAGAGGAUCAGGAUGGAGAUGUCACCACUGUCCAAUGUGAGCAAGAGGUCAUUGGUCACUCUCAAGAGAGCCGUCUCUGUGCUGUGGAAAUGUCUAUAGGCCGACUGAUUAGAACUGAGAAGAGAGUGGUCAAUUAAAUAAGCAAAAAGUUUUUGUUCUAAAACUUUUCAAUAACUUUAGAUAAAAAUGAUAGUUAGAUACAGGUCUAUAAUUUUUUUAAUUAUUUUCAUCCAGACCAGACUUCUUAAACAAUGGUUUGAUGACAGCUGAUUUACAAAGAGGGGGAACAGUGCCAGAAGACAAGCUUUCAUUUAUUAUGUGGGUUAUCGUUGGGAGCAAAUGAUCUAAUGACUCAAUCAACAGGGGGGUGGGGAUGGGAUCCAAAUAACAUGACGUAGGUUUAGAUUUUAAAACUAUACUUUUGACCUCAAGUUCUGAAACAGGUGGCUCAUUAACUGGGCAUAGGAGAUUUUUAUAAUUUUCUCCAGCUAUAUUGAAAGUCAAAUUGUUACCAUAUUAAUAUAUUAAUGGUUUAUAGUUUGCUCUGCAAUAUUCAAAUACAUUACCAAAAGCUUUAUAUAUUAACAAGUAUCUGUACUUACCACUUAUUAUUGUGUAUAUGAUGUGAUCCAGGAUUUUUAUAAAAUAAAUUGAAUGUGCAGAAUACACCAUAAUGAAUAAAGCAACAGGCCUGCAGUGUGCUAGUCUAAUAAAAUUAUAUAUUUUUAAAGAUCCACAUUUAAUGCGAACCCCUAACUUAAAGUUGUAUUUUUUUUCACAUUACAUGCUAUAAUAUAUGGCACCUUGAUUAUUUCUUUGAUUUGUUUUUUUCUUCUUGAAAUAAAAUAAAGUUUUACAAAUUUCGAUAAUUUUCAAUUCACAUGCUUCCUCCAUUGUUUUUUUAUACUGUAUUGCUUAAUUUAAUAUGACAGUGUAUUAUUUUAUGAGGUUGGCUUAUGAGCAGGUUAUACACUUUCCAGCCUUUACCCAUACAACUUUUGGGUCUGCUUAUGAAUGAAUGGGGUUUAAAACUGGGUAAAUAUUUGAAAAUAGAAUCUUUGGUCGUCUUCUUAUUUCAUCUAGCUAAUAUUUCUAAUAUUUUUCCUUACUUUCAGCAUUUUAUACAAGUGAAAAAGUAACUGGUUCGCUAGUAAGUAGCCAUAUUAUUUUGUAUACUUCCAAAAAAAUUAUUCUUUUUGCAUUGAUACAGGAAGGAUUGCACUGAUAGCAAAUAAAUUUAUUCACAUUUUAUCAAUUUAUGUUGAAUAUCUGCUGAUUUAUCAUUGCAAACCUAAUUACAUAUCUGUUUUUCUAUAAAGUCAAAUGCUUCGUGUGUGUAUGAAUGUAAUUAUUAUUUUUUAAAAAAUUUAAUUGACAUGUAGAUGACAUCUCUCAUUACUAUGCAUUGACACACUUUCCUACUCAUUAAUUAUUUUUUGCAAGUAUUUAGUAAAGAAUGUAUUUUAUUAGUUUGUGGCACACAAUAUUGGAUGGCAAGUCUGAUCGUUGAUGUGCAAUGAAUGCAGUUAGAUACAAACAAUAUUUUUUGUGGAAGUUUAGAAUGUUUGGUUUCCUUUCCUAUUCAAUUGCUUAAGAAUUCUCUAUCCCUUUUACUUUGCAGAAUCCUACUUGGCAGAGCUUUGAUUUGCAAAGAUGUGAUGCUGAUAUUGAUGGCACUGCAAAGUGUAUCCUAUUUCAGUUGUGCAAUAUCUUUAUAAUUUAUAAAUAAUAACAUGGGUUGUGUUGGUAAUGUCUGCCUAUAUUCAUAUUUUCAUAACUGAUAAGAGUUUAUAACUUGCAUUAUUUAAGAACUAAAUGUUAUAUUCUUCAUUUGAUUUUUUGUUGUGUAAAAAAAAAAUUGAAAUGGCUUUGUUUGUUUGGAAUUGUAAAUGUACCUCCGAAAUGAUAUGCUAUAUGCAAGGCCUUCUAACUGAUAUCUCUUACUGUGAUUACCCCCUUAACCAAUGUGUCCAGUUGUGGUGUUGCGGAUAUGGUUUGCAUAUGAUAAAACAUCUAAAGUGACAAUAUUGGCCCAUGUCUAUCUGACUGGUUUAGUCUUCUUUUCCAGCAAGGUAUAUUACAUUUUAUCUAUAGUACAUGAUUUGGGAAACUAUUUGGGAUCAGUGUUUUACAAAUUUAACUAAGUUAUUGUCUUUCAAAGAAUUUUUUUUUUUUAUUUUAUUAUUAUUUUGUUUGUUUUUUGUUAUUGCAUUUUUCUUUUAGAUAAAAAAGUUAAUAUUUUGUUAUUUUAUACUUAUUCCUUGGAGAAUAGCAGGGGCAUUAAAAAAAAAUGAGAGUGAGGUUUAAUAUGUUUCUUUCUGGGCGUGUUAAGUCACACACAUCAUUAGCAUAUUUGUAAUCAUUAGGAAAAAAUUUUUUUUUCCUUUUUUAAAACAGCAAAAGAAGCUUACAAAUUAUGUUCUUUUUAUUUUUUUACCUGUCAAAUUUAAUGCUUAUGUUUUUAAUAAAUACAUCCAAAUUUUAUAAACAUCUUUUUUUGACAUGCCCAACUUGGAUAUACAUUUUCAAAAUGCUAUGGUAAACUUAAAUCACUAAUAAAUUCAAUCUAUUCUUAAUAAUCUCAGCUCCAAGUCCCAGGAGUAAAAUAUCCUACUAACACGUUGCUUUUUGGUAUGUUCAACAACAUAUUCAUCCACUAUGAUUCAAAUUCCUCAACUGCUCAGUUGGACCAACAUGUAAGUCUAAAAGGAUUUUUUUUCCAAUACUUUUCCAUGGAAUCUUUAGAAUGACAUGUAGGCUAUGAAAUCCUACUAACAGCUUCAUGGAUGAAUUAAAUGUAUAUCAAAUAAAACCAUUUGCAUUAACUAACAGUUAACUGAGAAUGAAGUUGAUUUCUUGUCUCUUGAAAAUAUAGAUACAAGACAAAGUUGUUCCAUUUGACAAUUUGCCAGCUGUUGUGAAGGUGGAUCAGUCCAUGCUGAGGCCUUCCUAUAACAUCAGCUCCCUCUCCAGGUAUGGUAUGGACACUCUGUUCUUGUGAAUGAAAUGGAAUAGAGAUGAUGAUGCAGUUGUUCGUUGUUGUUGUUUUUUUUUUUUACUACAUACUGUCACUCAUUUUAAUUAAUUCUGAUUCAUUAUUAUUUUUUAAAAAAAAAUCAUUUCAGAAUUCAUACUGUACAAAGAGCCAUCAAACAAACUGAAGCAUCAGUGAAGCGCAUCCAUGCAGAUAUAGAGGACAAAUUGAUGUCAUCAAAUGAGAACUCAGAUAAGGUCAUUGAUCAUUUACAGAUCUAUUUUUCAUAUAAAAGUUUUAUAUUUAUAAAUUUUUACACUGUUUGUUUUCAGUGUCUAAAGCUUAGGUUCCAGAUAAAUAUAUGUUAUGCCAUGUGAAACUCGUGCAUUAAUUUGACACAUGAUUGAUUUCAGUUGUCCACCAGAGAGGUGCUACUUAUGAAAGUGAGACAACUCCGCAAGGAACUUCUCUGGCAAACACAACAGAAGCAGCUGGAGCAAGAAAAUUUAGAGAGAUACAGAGUUGAGCAGUCUGUUAGAUGUAAGAAUCAUGUUUGAAAUACAGAGUUGUGCAGCAUGUUAGAUUUAUGAUAUAUAUUUGUAAAGCAUGGGGUCUUGGGAGUCUCAGCAAGAAAAUUAUUACACAGAUACAAUAAUUUUAUCAGCUCAAAGUUGUUCUUUAUGUUGAAAGUCUUUAAGCUGCCAUGUUACUUAUUCUCCUAAGUGAAUGCUUUAAAAGAAAAGAGAACCCAGUUACUCAAACUGUUAAAAGACACAGAAGAAAAGAGGACCAUGCACAUACAAUCAAGGUAAUUAUUAUUUUUUUAAAUUGUAAGCUGUGCAGUUGGAACCGUUUCAUCCUAAAAUAAAUUCAUUUUUUUUGCUUAGAUGUUGUAUUCAAGUAAAAAAAUAUUAGUUUUUAUUAAAAAAAAAUGAAAACACCAAUCUGUGUGGUAAAAAAACUACAAAAAGUCCGCUAAAAUUUGUAAUAAAAAAAUAAUUUAACAUGAAUUUUUGUUUUCUCUUUAAUUUUAGGGAGAUGCUAGUCAAAGAAAAUGCUCAGGUGUUGUUUAGGAGGAAGCAAAUUAUCAGUGAAAUGGUUCAUUACAUUUACCCUAUUAAUGAGGUUUGCAUACAUUUUUUUUUUUCUACCAAAAGCUCAAUCUAAGCUUUUAUCAAUAGAUCACCUGAAGGAGAGGUGGAAAACUUUUUUUUUUCAAGAGUCAUAUUGACACUAUUGAACUGCAUUUGAAAAUAUAAAUUAACUAAAUCAAUAACUUGCUAUUUCUUACAUCUUAGCCAAAAAAUAAUAUUUAAUAAAACUACUCAAACUAUGCAUUUAAUUUUUAAAAAAACUUAAUGCUGGUUGGCUGUCUACCAUUGAUUGAAUGUAUUUUAAGUGUCAUCUGUUAUUUUUAUUACACCGGUUAUCAUUUAAAUUUUAAGUUAGCACUGCGUGCAAGAUAAAAAUAUUCAGCCAAAUUCUUUUUGUCAUUGUUGUUACAGGAUGAGAAGCAACAUUUUUUCAUCAAUAAUGUGAGACUUCCAAAUGCAGAAGACUAUCAUGGUGAGUGGGACAUUUGCUGAUGAGAAAGGCACUUGGAGUUUGCUGAUGUUCAAUGAUAGGCCGUUCAUUUGUUUAAAAAAAAGUAUAACUCUGCGAUGAUAACUAUUUGAAUUACUAAUUUAUACACUGGUUGAACAUUAUUUCAAUUUGGUGUCUUUAAGUUGUCAUGAGAAUUCAGCUUAUUUUCAUCCUUAGAAAGCUCGCUCCUUGCAAAAAAAAAGGGUAAUUCCCUUCACUAGAUUUUACUAAAUACUGGAAGAUGAUUGUUCUUUUCACAAUCUACAUUGUAUAUAAUAAUAAUAAAGUUCAUUUAAAAAAACACGCUUCAUCCCCAAAGGCUCGAAGCGCGGUACAAAGUCAACAAAAAAACAUAUCUAUAAUUCACCACAUUUAAAACAAACACAACACUACAAAAACUAAUUACAAGCAUACAAUAUCAAAGUCUUUCUAGCCAUUUCAACCCGGAGCAACACAGCAACACAUGGAAAAUAAGGUAGACAAUCAUCCCAGAAGGUAUUUGCGAAAUAGAUGUGUCUUUAGAUCUGUUUUAAAGGACUCCAGUGUUAUAUACAUAAGUUAACCCCUUAAUUUAAUCUUAAAAAAUAAAAAGCUUGCAUGACCUGGGACAACAAGAACCAUCACAGCCGGCCACAUCUAUAUAGUGUUAAUAAGAAAUAUCACAGCCGGCCACAUCUAUAUUAUAGUGAUAACAAGAACCAUUACAAAUAGUGACACCAAUUUAGUUUCAAAGUUUAAAAAGUGUUUUUCAACUUUUAAAAAAAUACAUUGUAAUGUUACAGUUUUAUAGUUAUCAAAUGACAAGAAACUGAGCAGUCUAACACAAAGGAUCUUCUUGAACUUUGUAUGCAGCAAUUUUAUAUUCCAAUCUAGUUUGGCUUUCCAGCAAGAAAUUUCUUUGUUCUUUCAUUACAUCCUAGGUAUCUUUAUUAAAUCUACUACUAAAAGUGUCAUAAUAUCCUUAAAGUAUCAUUUGUUAAGUCCUCUUAAAUUUUUUUUUUUUCAUUAGGUUUUAUAUUAACAAAUGUAGAUAAAUGAUAAUAUAGAUUACUUAAUAAAGAUAACUGUUAAUUUAGGUAACAGAUAAUCCCUGAAAUAAUGUUUAUUAUUAUUAAAGUGGUCUUAUAUCCCAGUAACCCAGUCUAGGGCUAGGUAAGAAUGAGUCAGAAUAGUAGAGUUUGAAGAGAUGUGUCUUGAGGGCAGUAUUGAAGGCUUGGAUGGUCGGUAUAUUGCAAAUGUGUAAUGGGAGCGAAUUCCAUUGUUUGGGGGCACAGAAAGAGAAAGAUCGUUCAUCGUAUGUUUUAGUGCGUGUCUUGGGAACAGAAAGAAUAUGCGUGUCUGCAAAGGAACAGAAUAGACAGAAAGAAGUUCAGUAAGAUAGGACAUCUGUAAAAAGGUAAAAAUUGGCUUUUUUAUUCUUUGUCCAAUGAUAAAUUUAUGAUGGUAAAAAUGAGACAAUUACAAAUUAAAAACAUCAAUCCAAACUUUUUCAUCAUCUCAGGACAAGAUGAAGUUCGCUUGUCUGUUGCCCUUGGUUUCACAUGUCACCUGACGCAGAUGGUCUCUCACUUUAUGGACAUGCCCCUGCGGUAUCCCAUGGUGCACAGAGGCUCCCGUUCCUCAAUUUUAGACCAUAUUCACAGCAAACUUACAGAAAAAGAUAGAGAGUAAGUCACAGAGUAAGAAUUCAUCAUGAUUAAAAAAAAAGAAAUCUUUAUAACAAAUGGAAUACCUUACAUAAAUAAGAAGUAGCAGAAAUUUUAAUGUGUUACCGCAUUACCCGGAAACUUUGGAGGAAAACCUGAAAAAGACGGAAACAAAACAACAAAUGUGUGGGCCACAAGCCUUUGUCAGCAAACAGUACUAAGAAUGAAUAUCAAAUGUAAAAAAAACAUUUUAGCUGAUAUAUAGUAUCUCAGAGGAUGAAAGACUAUCCUUUUAUAUUUAUUUUAGCUGAUAUGUAUGUAGUAUCUCAGAGAACUGCAAGAGGAUGAAAGAGUAUCAUUUUAUUUUUAUAUUACAUUGGUUAUUCUUUCUAUUGUUAGCUGAUAUGUAUGUAGUAUCUCAGAGAACUGCAAGAGGAUGAAAGAGUAUCAUUUUAUUUUUAUGUUACAUUUGUUGUUCUUUUCCCUGUUUGCUGACGAAGGCCUCGCAGUCUUGUGUCAUCCUUUUUCAGGUUUACCUUUGCCCUGUACUUUAUAUCUCCUAUCGGUUCAACUUGAACUGGGUCCUCCCCUCAUUCCAUGUUGCAUUAUGUUACGAUUGUUAUUCGAAAGGUGUGUUAGUGAGCCCCAGUGUAACACAGUAUAAUAUAACUAAUGUGAAUCAUCUGUAUCAAACUAUGUGGCUAUAAUCUGACUUGUUUUAGCACAUGCAUCAAAGCAUAUUUUGAAGUGUUAAUUUUGCUCGUACAAUUUAUACUUAGGAUGUCCGAUGUAUUUUUUCUACCCUUCUGUGACUUUCAGAUUUCCUUUGUACGGAAAGGGGAAGGAGAAAUUCCAGUAUAAUUAUGCUGUAUUUCUUCUCAACAAAAACAUUAGCCAGGUAAACAAAGCUCUAUAAAUAAAAAAACUCUUUUCUGUUUCACCCCGAUUUUAUAUGUAUUUAUAGACCUUUUUGUAACACAGCAGGUUUCUUACUUCAUUUCUCUGUCCUGGUCCAGCGCAUUAGGAAACUAUUCGGAAACAAUUUAAAAAAAUAAAAAAUUGCAUAAAAUUAUUAAGUGGAGAUCACGGGUUAGUUGUGAUGAGAAAAGUAAAGGGCCAUGGCCCUGUACAAGUGAAGAACCAAAUGAAAAGAAAACAAAUCUUUAAGUUUUAUAAAUAUGAUUUAAAUUUUUUGCCUUACAAAUUUUAUAAUAUACAUUCAUUAUUCAUAUCUUUUAACUGCUAAAGAAGGCGAUGUUUUGACUUUUUUAAAACACUUUAUAUCCAAAUUGCAUACAUAGGAGAAACAUAAAACGUUGAAAAAAGAAGGCUACAAAAACUCAAUCAAUUUUUCAAGUCGGACGAUAUUGAUUUCCCAUUAUUAAUUUAAAUACAGGAAUCUGUACUACUGCAGGUAGCAUAAUUAAUUGAGGAAUUAUGUUUAAUGGAUCUAAAUUGCAUUCCAUUCAUCAUCUGAAUCCCAUUUUUAACAAAAUUGCUAUCGAUCAGUGUAAAAAACUGAAAAUUUCAUGAAAACCUGACUUAAAACAAGCUAAUUUCAUUUAAAAUUUGUGAUCUACCAAUUUAUGAAUAGAGUAAACAUGUUAUGAUGGGCAUGCAUACAGUGGGGGUGCACAGAGAAAAGGAGAUUAAACUUUUCUUAUUGCUAUGUUAUAUGUACGCAGUUUGGCGAUGUGUGGAUAAAAGGGUUAAAAUCAGUUUUAACCGCUUGGCAUCACAUCGAUAUAAAGUAUUAAUAAAACUUCACAAUUUUAAACUAAUACUUUGUAUCUUUUAAUCUUCUUGAGCUUUACCACAGUAAUCUUCUAAUUUCUCAUGUUUCAGCUGCGUUUCUACUGCGGCCUAGGGACCAAUGAUCUCAGGCAGACCCUGCCUAACCUGAAGUCUUUGCUGGAACAGAGACUAGGAGUCAGAUCGUAAGUCUCAGACAAGAUCCAUUUUUUUUUUCAAAUAAAGCUUGUCUCCUAAUUAGCCUUACACCAAGAGAUAUUUCUAUAUUAUUAGAAAAAUGCUACCACUACCAGAAAAACCAGAACUUCUUUAAUUUUUAAAAUUUUAAAACAAACAUAAUUUCAAAAAUAAGACUUUGGUGAGAAGAUAGUUAAUGAAAUAUAAGAACAAGGUAUGCUAAACUUGAAUUCACAGACAGGACAAAAGGUGUGGAUGUUUCGGCAUAGAGCCUUCAUCAUCAAACAAAACAAAUAGAAGUAGAAGUAGAACAAGUAAACAGAGCACAGUAAAAAACUUUUGAAAAAACUUUAGAGAUAUCCUUUUGUUGCCACCUCGGCACUCACAUCUUUUAACUGCUAAAGAAGGCGAUGUUUUUACUUUUUUUAACACUUUAUAUCCACAUUGCAUAAUAGGAGAAAAAUAACACCUUGAAAAGAUAAGGUUACAAAAGCUCAAUCACUUUUUCAAGACCGGACGAUAUUGAUUUCCCAUUGUUAAUUUAAAUACAGGAAUCUCUAAAGUUUUUAAAAAAUAAGCCUUAAAAUAAUGUAUAUAAACUGAUUUUUUUGAUAUUUAAAAAAUUAAGCAAAUUUUGUGGAAAAUGCGCAUCUCAGAAAUUUUGUGUGUGUUCAGAUUCAGGUAAUAAAUACCAUUGAAGGUAAUGAGAUCCUUGUGUUGACAUCAAAAGCAGACACAAAUAUAAGUGACUUAUUAUCUCACAUGUGCUACGGUCUAUUUAAUUACCACAUCCCUUUUUAAGAAUUUUGAGUUAAUUUACAUUUUCUUGCUAUCCUUCAGGAGUAUUUCAUCUGAGCAGAAAGGCAGUGCCACAAACACCUUACAGUCCCCACCCCCGACCAGCAUCGGGGAGUCACAUGCUAGCAGGAGGAGCCAGAUGGCCUCUAGUAAUGCCUCUAGUUACACCAGAAGGGAUUUGGUCUCUGAGAUUGAACCCUCGGAGACUGGUGGUAAAUCUACCAGUGGGGGUGACGGGGAGUUUGUCACCGAGAGCUUUGCAGGGACAGGGCCUAAUUUCAAACCUAGUCAAGAGGAGAUAUUAUCAAGACAUUCAGUGGCCGAGCCCAAAGCUCGCCUUUCUCAAGGUGUCGAGGCGGCAGAGUUUCAGGGUAGCCAUUCCAAGGAUUACAAUGGAUAUUCCAAAUCAGGUUGUUUGCCUCAUUUUGAAACAAAUUCCCAUCCAAAUGGGAAAUCUAAAGAUUCAUGUCAUUCCGAGGGGGCUAUUGAAGAAGAGGAUGAGACGGAGGAACUCUUCAAGCCCUCAGAUGAUCACUUUUUUCGUGUGAUAAACCAGCCAGUUGUUCAAGAGUUUAACAAAUUGUUAAGUGAGGCAAAGAGCGACAGUGAUAUUCUUUCCAACAGUUUUGGCACAGGCAUCGCCAGCAACGGUGAUAUUCCAUCAUUGGAUAAACUCCACGACAGUGGCACCCAAAGCUUUAAAAUGUUCAGGAGCCCAGCAUCUCCUGUGGAGACAUCACCGUCUCCUAACGACUUGCCCCCAAAUGAGUUGCAAGGUGUCAAAAACUCUGUUCCCCGCCAGGUUUAUCCCAUUCCUGGCAGCCGAUCACAGCGAGAAAGCAAUGAGGUUGAUGCUGCUUUAUACUAUCAAAGCUCUUCUUAUGAUGACUCUGAGUUGUCUGAGUCUCAGGACAAGCAUGGGAAUUCCAACAAUGUGCUAUAAAUACCUUGACAUUUGUACACAAUCCCGGCCAGUUUAUUAGGCUGAUGUUAAUUGAGAUUAAUUGUAUUUAUUAUUAAUUGAUCAUGUAUGUUUAUUGUUUUACGCAUUUCCUAAAAAUGGUUACCGGUACUCUACUGAAAAGGUCUUCAAAUUUGUUGGUUGAAUUUACCACCACCAUCCCUUCUAAUACUUCUAUAUUCCAACCAGGCUGGCAAAGGAAAAUAUCUUAAGUUACUAAAAAAUAAAUAUUUUACUUUAAUUUUAUAAAGACCUCUGCUUAAUGGUUUAGCUUCAUCUUUUGAGGGUACUAGGUAGUAUUCGCUAUAUUGGAAAAAUUGUGCAUGUUGCUUUGUUAUCAUGGUGAGUUUAAAUACUCUGAUUCUGUUAACUGUUAAUAGUGUUAAACAAUAUGUUUUAGUGAUAAGCUUGUUGGUAUGAACUUCAUUUAACCCACGAACUGUGGUCAGCCGAAAAAAAUCUGCUGACAUUCUCAAUCUGUACUGUGGCGGCCGAAAAAAUAGGCUGAUAAAAAACACGGUCCGAUUAGCAACUUCUAAUCCAAUAUUUAACCGGAAUUAUAGCCACUUCCUUUUAUUAAUAAUUAAAUCAUCUUCCGGUGCAAGCUAUUUCUUGAUAACUUAUAAUAAAUAAGUCCUUUUUAAUCAGAGUUUUAUAUCGCUGUUUUCUUUUAAAGCUAAAAUGGUUCAAGCUAUGGCUGGGCCUUCAGUGUAAGAACUAAUAGAAAUAUGUUUGAAAGCUUUUUAGGAGAGGUUUUAAGUGAUACUGAUGAUGAUUUUAACAUUCCCCAUGACGAUAUCAGUUGAGAUUAAUCUUUUUGUAAAUUUUAUACUAGUCUUAGUGAUACUGAGGUAGACCUUCUGAGGCUACUGUUAGACUUUGAGCCAGGCCCGUAGGUUGGGCAAGGACUGACUGAAUUUUAGUCACAGAAGCUACAGAUUAUAGUUCAGAACUAAUAAAUUUUAUAGUUAAACAACCCAAAUCAGUUCCACAGUUCCUUUUUAAAUGUUUACUAGUCAAUAAUAACUAUUUUGCCUGAGAUUUUGUAUUUUGUACUUGGUUUUAGCAGUGGUCCAAGUUUCUAAUAUAAAUGACCUAAAAUUACUAAAUUGCUUACAGACAUUUAUUUGCAAUAAAAACCUUAGCAAACUAUACAUUUUCUGAAAGAUAAAUGAAUUGGCUACAUCAUUUAGAUUUGUGUUUUAAGUGUAUCUAUAAAAAUUAAUGAUGUUAUGAGCCCUUGAAAGCAAGACAUUUUGUCAUUUUGUUUUUCUUGAGAACUCCAAGGUCAAGGACACUGAGCAAAAUUUUUUUUACAGGGUGGGCAAUGUGGCCAACUUUAUCCCCAUCCCUUUACCUUUCUAAAAAUAUAUAAUUAUUGGGGUCUUAUAUCAAUAUUUCUAUGUCAUUUAAUGCAAUUUCAAAAGGCACUCAAAAAGCUCUGAAAAGCUCCACACCAUAGAAUGAUGUAUGCCACAGUUCGUGGGUUAAGGAUGAUGUAGUUGUCUCUUAAAAAUACUUAAGUUUUGGUAAGAGCAAGUAAUUAUUCAGUACCUGUACGUAAAAGAACAGGUCUACUUUACUGUUGAAAGUGAAAGAAUAAACUGUUUUAUCUCAGCUAACUUUCCAUGCCAUAUCUAAAAAAAAAAUUUAAAUAACCAUUUCUAAAGAAAAUAAUCAAGUGUUGAUUUUUUACCCUAACUUGCAAGUGUUUGACAUAUUAUAAGGCAUACUGCAUAAUUGUAGUUUACCAUGAUAAUAAGUGGCGUAGCUAGGGUUAGGCAGGCUUUCCCCUUUCCAUGAAGAAAUCUGUGCAGUCUCCCAAAAAUACAGCCCCUCCUUAUAAAGAAAAAAAGUGCUGCUCAUGCUGGACUGUCACCACUCUUCCUACGCCACUGAAGAUACUGUUAUAGAUUUUACUGUCAUCUUGCCACAGGGUCAACUGUUUGCAUUCCUUCUCAUGUAGUGCUGUCUCGAUGGAUGUGAUGGACAGUUGUCCAGGCGCCACUUGAGCAUUCUCAUCUGUGUAUUGUGACCCACUGUCAUUAACCAGCUUCAAGUCAUAUAUCAUAAAGUAUAAAGGCUCUCACUGCUGAUUUAGCUCUAUUAUGUUUUAAUCAUGAUGUUCUAAUUCAGGCUGUAAAUCUUGAUUAUAACUAUAUGUUUUCAAUUUUGACUCUACCUUACUAUGCCAUACUCCUGUCACACACUCCAUUUCUUCCCCCCCCCCCAUUUUUUUCUUGCAAUAAGUAAGAAUACAAUUUUCAUUAAAUCACAAAAAUACAAAGUUGAUAAAGAAGUGGAUGCUCCUAAAGAAAAUUCCCUCUAUCCUACUUUGCCCUUGGAGGUCUAUUAAGGUGUGUGUGUGUGUGGGGGGGGGGGGUUUAGACGGGAGCAGGUGUAUUCCUGAUUAAAAGUCCAGCAGUUCCUAAUUGCUAUAUCUCUUUAGAUUUGAAAAGUCCAAACGGGUGUACUAUCUGUUCACUUUUAUGCUCUUAAUUUCCUUAAUGCUGGUCAGGGAAUAAAUCAAGUCUUGCUCUCAGUCUCACUAUAUUAACUAUCUAGUCUAGCUAGAAGCGCUAAAUUCUUUGGGUCGUCAUGUCCUAAAUAAUUGAAGAGUAAAUAAUUGGGUUCAGUUUUUUCAAGAAAACAAGUAUUUCUCAUGGUGAGUUGGUUUUGAUUGUUAAACUACCAUUGGUUUUAGUGAAUUGGUUACAUCCAAAGAAUAUCAAUUAGUUUUUAUUGCCAAGUUAAUGUUGACUUUGUUUAUGUUCAAAAUAGUUCAAAUAAAGUUAUUUGUAAAUUGUAUAAACUGCAAAUAUAAGCCAUUAAACAAUUUAUUAUGUACCC
Messenger RNA from Lymnaea stagnalis (great pond snail), 15196 nucleotides. The record is from the annotation of a GenBank genome assembly. NCBI's taxonomy places the organism in Eukaryota, Metazoa, Mollusca, Gastropoda, Lymnaeidae.